This is a messenger RNA of Alexandromys fortis (reed vole), 618 nucleotides long. RefSeq names its product IQ motif containing F3 (gene Iqcf3). The coding region runs from base 1 to 618 and encodes 205 amino acids. NCBI's taxonomy places the organism in Eukaryota, Metazoa, Chordata, Mammalia, Rodentia, Cricetidae. Gene Ontology annotation, molecular function: calmodulin binding. The transcript is spliced from 3 exons. The record is from RefSeq and is a predicted model, not a curated record.
AUGGAGGAGCUGCACCAGCCUGCUGAGCCAGAGCGCUGUCUUGAGGCAAGAAACUCAGAGAAGAGCGUCAGAGAGAACGGCAGUAUCUCCAGCAGACGUGCUCCAGCACAUCUACCAGUGCACCGGUCCCACAGCCUGGAGAGGCUACUGUACGCCCUUCUUGGUGGAGGAGAACAUGGGGCCACCGUGCUGCCCAAGGCCCACAAGCACAAUGAUAUGCGCCAACGUCCAAAACAACGCCAAGGAAAAAGGAUCCAAGCAGCCAGUAAGAUCCAGGCCUUGUGGCGCGGAUUCCUGGUGAGGCAAACUCUGCUGACUGCUGCCCUCAAUGCCUGGGUGAUCCAGUGCUGGUGGAGGAACAUCCUGCACAGGCAGCUUCUUAAACGGCGGCUGGCGCUGCUGAGGAUAUACGUCAUUGAGGAAGAGGCGGCAGUCAGGCUCCAGGCCUGGGUUCGCAUGUGGCAGUGCCGUCGUUAUUUCAGUCAAAUGUGCAACGCGCUCUGUGUGGUCCAGUCCCUCGAGAGCCACAUUACCUUCCGGAACGAUGACAUCUUUCAGGUUCAAUAUGGAGUUGUUUCCAAGCAGCCUGAGUUCCACAUUGAAAUUCUAUCCCUCUAA